AUGGAUUACAAAAUUCAUGAAUAUAGUCCUGAAGAAUUGUAUGAAAACAAAGCUCGAUUAUUCGAAUAAUUAAUGGCAGAAUGGAACAAUAUGAGUGCCAAUGAACAAGAAAAAUAUAAUAAAAAAGUUCAAUUCACCAAUGCAGGUGAAAAGGCAAAAUAGCGCAAAGAUGAAUCUACUCUUGAAACAUUGUAUGAAACUGCAGUUGAAAAACACCACAAUAUAUAAUAAUCAAUAAUAGAAGAAAAAUGUGAAAAAUAAACAAGUUUUGAGGAAAUAAAAUCAGCAGAAAUAAUUAAAGAGCAAUAAAAUAAUAAUGCUGCUAGAUUUCUUGAAGAAUAAAAACAGGAGUUUAAAACCUUAAAUUAAGAGUUUUCUGAAAAAGAAACUAAUUCAUAAGAACCUCCAUUGAAAAUCCAAAGAUCUGUAAUUAUUUAAGAACCUAGAGACCAUUAAGUCAAUGUCAAUUUUUCAUAAAAGGAUGAGAAAAUCUAAGAAUCAAAUGAAAUAGGAGAAUAAAAAGAUAAUCUUGGAAAUAGAAGGUCUAAUGCAGGUAGGAAACGCUCUCAAAAAGAAACAGUUGAGAAAAUAAAGUCAAAACGAGGUUCUGUUAAGAAGAGAGCUUUAAGCCUUUCAAAAUAAAUAUAGUUAUAAUAACACAACAAUCAAAAACACUUUUUCGUAGAUGAAACGCUUAGCUUGAAAUAACUCAAGGAAUAGAUUAGGAAUUUAUUGAAACAACAUGAAUGA
Paramecium tetraurelia is the source of this 750-nucleotide messenger RNA. RefSeq lists its product as uncharacterized. The transcript is spliced from 2 exons. NCBI's taxonomy places the organism in Eukaryota, Ciliophora, Oligohymenophorea, Peniculida, Parameciidae. The record is from RefSeq and is a predicted model, not a curated record.